AAGGCGACCCCUAGCGGCAGCCUAGGGAAGCCCCUAGUGGGAAUGAGGCCCCGCGGGGUGUCUGGACUUCCGCAUCGCAUCCGGGUCUCAAGAGACUGGCGGGGCGGGGCGGGGCGGGGCGAGGGGGCCUCGGCGUCGGCGUCUGCGUCGGCGUCUUCCGGCCGCGCCUCGAAUCCCGUCAGGCGCGGGAAGGGCGCAGAGCCUCGUGGGCUUCGAGGGGCUCUGCGAGCUCUGCAGUUGAGGCCUUGGUCUGAGGCAGGAGUCCUGAGGUCACAGAGCAGAGGAGGCGCGGUUCAGGCGACGUGCUUGCCAGUCGGUUGUCCAGGCGAGGGUCUGGCGACCAUCAUGCCCCUGCGUCAGACGAGUGAGCUCUGCAAGGUCGAGGAGGAGCCCAGACAGGCCCCGCUGCCAUGGGAUGUACCGCUGUGGGAGGCGGAGGACGAGGAGGUGGAGAUGGUCUUGGAGGUGGAGGUGGUGGAGGUGGAGGAGGUGGAUGUUGUGGAAGCGGAGCAGGUGCAUGCCGAAGAGGAAGAGGAGGUGGAUGUGGCGGAGGACGUGGAGCACGUAGAGGUGGAGGAGGUGGAGGAGGUGGAGGAGGUGGAGGAGGAGGGCGACGCACAGUCUGCCCGAGAGUCAGAGGAGUGA
Messenger RNA from Leopardus geoffroyi (Geoffroy's cat), 645 nucleotides. RefSeq lists its product as uncharacterized. Lineage: Eukaryota; Metazoa; Chordata; Mammalia; Carnivora; Felidae. The coding region runs from base 43 to 645 and encodes 200 amino acids. The record is from RefSeq and is a predicted model, not a curated record. The transcript has 3 exons.